Colletotrichum fioriniae is the source of this 267-nucleotide messenger RNA. RefSeq lists its product as uncharacterized. NCBI's taxonomy places the organism in Eukaryota, Fungi, Ascomycota, Sordariomycetes, Glomerellales, Glomerellaceae. The record is from RefSeq and is a predicted model, not a curated record.
AUGAAGCUUUCUUCGUCCCUCUUUGUCAUCGCCCAGAUGGCCGGCACCGCUUUCGCCGCCCUGAGCGGCGACGGCGCCAAGUGCGAUCUCAACAUUGAGUGCCUCAGUGGCUACUGUAUGCCUCACACCGGCUCGUCGCAGUACGUUUGCUGGGGCCAGCGCCGCAAGGGAGACUGGUGCAAUGUCAACUACACCGGAACUGUGUGCGACAACGGUUUGAAGUGUGUCUCUUACCAAGGAAGCUGGUUCCUUGGAAAGUGCACUUAA